UAACUUGUAUUCUCCAAAGUGUCAUAGCUUUCAGUUUCUGGACUACCAAUUUCUUGAUAUUUCCGAUCCCCUCUUUUUUGCUUCAAGAAUAGCCAUGGGUAUUCGUUUGCGUUCGAUGAUUCCUCAAUCCAAGCAGAUUGUCAGAUUACAAUCUUUUCUAACACGAAACCAGUUAUCUACUACAUCACCGGUUCCAAAAGGCCACUGUGCUGUUUACGUGGGGGAGACAGAAAUGAAAAGAUUUGUGGUUCCUCUUUCUUACUUGAACCAUCCUUCAUUCCAGAUUCUACUUAGUCGUGCUGAGGAAGAAUUUGGGUUUGAUCAUCCGAUGGGAGCUCUGACAAUUCCAUGCAAAGAAGCUGCUUUCCUAGAUCUCACGUCUCGUUUGAAUGCUUCAUGAAGGAGGAAGAACAAAGUUCCGUAUUAACUUUAUAAUUUCAUCUGAUCACAACAGUUCCAAGUUUAUGUUAUCUAACAAUAUUAUCUUUUAGAAGAGGGUUUUUCCCAAUCCAUGUAUAAAAACUUCUUUUCUUUAUGUAACUGAUGAUGACUGGGCAGAGUAACAAAAAAGACUCUCCCCCACUGAAAAUUAACAUCUAUUAAUGAAAGAAACUUUUCCUUUCAA
This is a messenger RNA of Papaver somniferum (opium poppy), 625 nucleotides long. RefSeq names its product auxin-responsive protein SAUR21-like. The transcript has a single exon. The record is from RefSeq and is a predicted model, not a curated record. Bases 95 to 400 code for a protein of 101 amino acids. Gene Ontology annotation, biological process: response to auxin. NCBI's taxonomy places the organism in Eukaryota, Viridiplantae, Streptophyta, Magnoliopsida, Ranunculales, Papaveraceae.